Messenger RNA from Somion occarium, 2188 nucleotides. The record is from the annotation of a GenBank genome assembly. Lineage: Eukaryota; Fungi; Basidiomycota; Agaricomycetes; Polyporales; Cerrenaceae.
ACAAGACGCCGUGUGGCAAGACCACCGCGCAAACGUCCAAAGUAAGUUAUCAAUAGAAUUGACACUCUCUCAUAUACCACUCACAUAUAUGCGGUAUCACUUCUUUUCACUUCUCUCAUAAACUUUUGACUUCCACCAAGCUUCACCUACCAUACACAUCACUCACCCCGAGUUCUUCAUACGAUGGCGUGUGCCGUAUCACAGAUAUCCGCACCCGGACCUAGUCGCUAUACACACAUACCUGCAGUAUGGAGAUUCGCUGCAACAACGCGUUCAGACACGGUAUUACUGUCGGGCGAAGACCACGAUGAGGACACGAAGGAAAGGCAGCGACGGACUUCAUCUCGACGAAUCCGGCCAAGCGCACGUGCAGUACGCGCUCCUCCUUCGAUCAAUCGAGUUUGUGUGGAAUUUGUUCCGCACUAUCGUCAACGCCAACGCCCUACCUCUUCGCCACUGACGUCGACUUUGGAUACAGACUUGACCAACCCAUUUACCAAGGAAUUUAUAUCGUGUGCAAGAGAUGGAGAGGUCGCCUUACAUUCGGGCGAUCCACACUCCAAUUUCGCAACUCAUGAAGCAGGUCAGGGAAAGACCGGGUCGGCCUCUCAUUUGCUUCGGAAAUUGCAGGAUGCCACAGCGUGUGCACAGCCAACAUGUGUUCGCGACGAGGUCCCAGAGCGCCCAAUAGCCCUUGUGUUCGCAGUAUUUGAAGAGGAGGAGCAGGCUUCACCUAUUCAAGAUGCCAUCUCACACGACAUGCUCGCUCUGAACCCAGCCAAAUCCACAGAUAGUCGACGUAUUCAAUUGGGAAGUGUCUUUGCUUCCGAUUCUUUAGAUAUUAGCCCUUACGAUAAUUGUCUUUCCGAAGAGGAACUCCUCAGAAGCCUUCGUGUUAACAAACUCAACCUUUUCCUUGAAUCCGACCAUCCUGAACAAUCCCCUCACAUUGUCAUCAGUCCUCCCGAGUCCCCCGAAGACGGUUACUACGGAUACAUCUACAAUGAUGUGGAGUCGCAAUGUGGCGCAUACCUGUGUGUACCGCCUCGAGUUGAAGGACAUGGCGAGAUCACCAUCUUGCCUCCCGACGACCGACGUUCUGCCUGGAAGAGUGUCCUAGUAGAUUCCGGUACUAAGGCUCCUUGCCCAUGGCGAACGGAUGAUUUGGCGCCGCCUGCCACUGAACUAACCGCUGAGCCGUUAGAUGGUCCUCAUGUUUUCUCACCGUCCAAUUACAACGAGGAGAUCGAUUUGGCCUCAACAGAGAGGCUCGUGAUGUACCACGUUGUGCCUGCCUUACAUCGAACUAUCUAUAAAGUUGCCGCGAUACAGGCGAGCAUACUAGCUGCGGAAUUCCGAAGAAACUGGGAUUCUCCAGACUUUGCGUGGAGCGUCGAGAAGCCAUUUCAAUGGACUGACCCUGCGGAGCCUCUCCUCGCCUAUCACCAUCGUCAAACUCGUUCACUUAUUCUUGACUCCGCUGAACCAUUCCUAGCCCCCCAUAUCAUUAUCGAGGAAGCUGAGCCUCAGGAUCCCGACGAACCUUAUGUCAGCGGUACUCGGAAUCCACAAGACUACGCUUUCGGUCAACUUCUGAUCGUUCCUGCACGAUAUGUGAACCUGAUCAAUGUAAGGCGACUAGGUGAGGACAGCUACGAUGAAGACGAGGACGAAGACGAAGAUGACGACGAAGAUGACGAAAUUAUCGGCGAGGACGAAGGCGAAUAUGACGAAGUCAUCGAUGAAGUCGAGUCCCUCGAAGCUAUCCCAGAUAUGUACCCGGAUUCAUCGUCUGACUCGGAUGGCCCUUCAUCGCCUUCAUCGCCUCUGGAUGCGACCUGGUUGGACUACUCCCAAUUUUCCGAUGAAGUGAUCAGCAAGGACGGGCCAGCCGAUCUAUUUGAUGAACCCGAAUAUGCAAUUGACGAGGACGACGAUGAACUACCUCCUUUCGAUGACUGGUAUGUCAGUGUUGCGCAGCGUUCUAUAUGAUGCCAGGCUGCUGCGUUUGGGGCUUUGAACCCCAUUUGGAAAGGAGGUCGUAUGUUUGCCUGGUGUUUCGAGCAUACCCACAUGUUAUUCUACGUGAUACCUGUAGUUCGUCACAUCACCCUCUGGACUUUUGGCUUACAUGUAUGCUUACUUACUGACUUUUGCCCUUUGAAUUGGACAAUUUUUACUUCUCCUC